Molecule: messenger RNA, 1558 nt
Organism: Capsella rubella
Lineage: Eukaryota; Viridiplantae; Streptophyta; Magnoliopsida; Brassicales; Brassicaceae
Exons: 14
Coding region: 7-1362 (451 amino acids)
Biological process (GO): transmembrane transport
Molecular function (GO): transmembrane transporter activity
Source: RefSeq, a predicted model, not a curated record
GGAGAGAUGGAAAAAUAUAGAAUUGGAGAGUUGAGACAUAUGCUCACGACGGUGUUCUUGUCCGGAUUUGCUGGUUUCUUGGUGAGGCCGGUGAUGACUGACGUCACCGUCGCCGCCGUUUGCUCCGGCAUAAAUGGUUCAUGUUCUCUCGCCGUUUACCUCACCGGAGUGCAACAAGUGGCAGUAGGACUAGGGACAAUGGUAAUGAUGCCAGUGAUUGGGAAUCUAUCAGACAAAUAUGGAAUCAAAGCAUUGCUCACUAUCCCUAUGUGCCUCUCUAUUCUCCCUCCAGCAAUAUUAGGUUAUAGAAGAGAUACAAAUUUCUUCUACGCAUUUUAUAUAACCAAGACUCUGUUUGAUAUGGUCUGCCAAGGCACUGUUGACUGUCUCGCUCAUGCUUAUGUGGCCAAAAACGUUCAGGGAAAGAAAAGAAUAUCAAUGUUUGGAGUUUUUGCCGGUGUCAAAACAAUUUCUGGAGUUUUUGCAACAUUUGCAGCUCGUUUUCUACCUAUAGCUUCGAUUUUUCAGGUGGCAGCUAUAUCAUUAUUCAUUGGUCUGGUGUACAUGAGAGUUUUCCUCAAAGAGAGAUUACACGAUGAAGAUAACGGCAAUUCUGAUUAUGGUGGUAAUCUAAGAGACGCACAAACUAAGAAACAUGUCUUCAACACUAACUAUUCCUCUUUGAAAGAUAUGGUCAGCUUGAUAAGAAAUAGCACCAUACUUGUUCAAACAUUGGUUGUUACAUUCUUCGUCACCUUAUCUCGAAGUGGAAUGGUGUCUGCUUUUAUGUAUUUUAUGAAAGCUCGAUUUGGGUUCAACAAAAAUGAUUUUGCUGAGCUCUUUCUACUAGAUAACAUCAUUGGCUCCACCUCCCAGCUGUUUAUAUUGCCGAUACUAGUAUCUGGCAUUGGAGAACGUUGGGUGAUAUCAACAGGACUGCUUAUGGAAUUUUUAAAUGCAGCUUGUCUAAGUGUUGCGUGGUCAGCAUGGGUUCCUUAUGCCACGACCUUGCUUGUACCCGGAGCCAUGUUUGUCAUGCCAUCUGUUUGUGGUAUUGCCUCAAGACAAGUUGGAUCCAAUGAACAGGGGAAGGUCCAAGGAUGCAUAGCUGGGGUACAGUCCCUGGCUAGAGUCUUAGCUCCAUGUGUAUUUAGUCCUUUAACAGCAUUGUUUCUCUCUGAAAAUGCACCGUUCUAUUUUCCUGGAUUCAGCCUUCUAUGUAUCGCCUUCUCCUUGAUGAUUGGAUUCCUUCAGAGUCUUCUAUUAAAAGAUCUUCCUUCUCCAGUAGUGAAUAAAACAAUCAACAACACAGCAGAAGCGGAAGUUUCACAAGAGAUACCUCAUAAAGCAAAGGCAACUUGAAUCUUGUACAAGUUUGCUUCAGAAGAUCAUUUGUUAAUCUUUCAUUUUAUUUUCCUUGAAUAAAAGAUUAUAGUUGGGUAGUUGGUGGCUACGUAUAAACUGGUUACAUCAACAUAUAUAUGUUGUUGUUUGUUUUGUACUCGCUACGAUUUGGGCUGAUUUAAAUGUGUUCAGUAGUGGCUGUUCAAAUUUUUGA